Tilletiaria anomala UBC 951 is the source of this 1533-nucleotide messenger RNA. RefSeq lists its product as uncharacterized. Bases 1 to 1533 code for a protein of 510 amino acids. The record is from RefSeq and is a predicted model, not a curated record. The transcript is spliced from 11 exons. NCBI's taxonomy places the organism in Eukaryota, Fungi, Basidiomycota, Exobasidiomycetes, Georgefischeriales, Tilletiariaceae.
AUGGGUGCUUCUAUAGGAGUUCUACUAUUGGGAGCCGCUGCGAUGCUCUACCAGUCAUGGUACAAAUCCCAUGUCCUCAAGAAAAUGGACUCUGCUUUUCAGAAAGGCUAUGACCCCAUCUUAAAUCUCACAAACAGCGGUAGCGACCCAUCUGGCAUCCAAAUAGAGCCACCUAGACCCGAGCAGCAGGUGGUCGAAUCCAUUGUGCGAGGAAAGGAGGCAGGGCGCUACUUCUUGGUCCUCGGGAGCAAGGGUUCCGGAAAGUCUUCGAUGUUUAUCGAGGAAAUGCAACGCAUCCAAGCAGAUGGGUGCGCGUUCUUUGAUGCGCACAGCGACACCUCCAUCACAGUGGAUCGCUUCUCUGAAGCCAUAAAUUACUCAAUGAAUCGCGACUACUUGGGCAAUCUGCUAGGCCUGAGCGAUCUAUCUGGGAUGUCCGUAUUUCAAUCACUUGAGCGGGCGCUGCACAAGUUGGAGCAAGCACUGAUCCGCAGGCGGCAACGCGAGGGGAAGCCAGCCAUUAUCAUUAUGAACAAUUGCCAGCUGCUGCCGAGAGAAGAAGAAGGAUUCAAGCUACUGCAUCUAUUUCAGCAAAGAGCCGAGCGGUGGGCCGCCAAUGGCACUGCAACUUUUGUCUUUAUCUCGGACGACUAUUUCGUCUUCGAUGCGCUGCGCAAAGCAUCGGUCCGUAUGGAUACGCUCACAUUCAGAGAUCUGACCCGCGCGCAAUCUCUGGAUGUAUUGCGCAAGCUACGCCAACAGUACUGGGGCGACGGGCGCGAUAUCCCGACUUCGACACUAGAUUCAGUAUACCGUGUUGCCGGCGGGAGGAUAGCGCUGCUCAACAACCUUGCACGCCGGAAGGACAUUACGGCAGCAGCCGAGCAGCUUGUCGAGGAUGACACGCAGUGGCUAUUGUCAAAGACUGGAAUAAUUGAGGAUCAUGACGAUGACGUAAUGGAUGAACAAAAAUGGUCCACUUGCUCCUGGCUGCUUUUCACAGAGUUAGCCAAAAGGCAGGCUGCGCUCGAAGAUGCUCUUGCUUCAAGAAGCCGGGGUUCAGAGACGACUCCGCCGAGAGUCGAUGAUAUGGUAAACAUCCGUGAUGUUACUGAUCCCUCGCGAGAUCUGGAAUGCGAUAUCAAUGGGGAGGACUGUCCCAAUCCGCACAUCACGUGGGGCGAAGUGCGCCAAGUCAUGACGCGUCCAGAUUUUGUAUUGGACCUCGAUCAUCUUAACAUCAUUCACAUCGACCGGCACCAUCGUAUCCGGGCAGACAGCAUGCCUCUCUUGCGAGCAUUCCGCAAUGUUAUUGACCAAGAUGGCUUCGCCGAGAAGCUUGAAAGUGUUAUGGAUCGCGUGUCGGCGAUUGAAAGCUUAGGCCGUACAAGAGAACUUGUUUGGAAGGAGCAAGGACCCGAAGGCCGGUUUCUGAUACGCAGGAACGGCAGAGGCCAAGAGGUUGAGAGCUGGACUCUCCUCGGCGGCGACGAACGGCUUGGGCGGGAGGCGAAAGAGACCGAGGAUGCGUAG